Molecule: messenger RNA, 873 nt
Organism: Polypterus senegalus (gray bichir)
Lineage: Eukaryota; Metazoa; Chordata; Cladistia; Polypteriformes; Polypteridae
Product: rho guanine nucleotide exchange factor 19
Exons: 7
Coding region: 16-855 (279 amino acids)
Biological process (GO): activation of GTPase activity
Molecular function (GO): protein binding; guanyl-nucleotide exchange factor activity
Source: RefSeq, a predicted model, not a curated record
GCAAUUCUGAAAAGAAUGAAUUCAGGUAGUGAAGGAGGAACAUCAGCAGAAAAGGCUCUUAAAGAGAUUUCUAAGAUUGUUGAAGAUUGCAACAGAGAAGUUGGAAGAAUGAAGCAGAUGGAAGAACUUGUUCAUAUUGCUAACAAGAUAGAAUUUGCAUGCAAGGGGCUACCGCUGGUCUCAUCAUCUCGUUGGCUGGUCAAGCAGGGUGAAGUGAUUGAACGUACAGACAAAGAAAAUAUUUUUGGACAGAAAAAGAACUCUCCUGUCUAUUUGUUUCUCUUUAAUGACUUAUUGCUAGUCACCAUUCGCAAAGGUGUGGACCGUUUUGUGGCUCUUGAUCAUGCCCAUAGGUCUCUCAUUGAAAUCGAUGAUAGUGCAGAGGAUGAUUUAAAUACAGACAAGGAGAACACCUUUCUGCUUGUGUUGUUGAAAAACCAUCGCAAUGUGACCUCCCAACGUCUGCUGAAAGCUGGCACUGAAGUUGAGAAGAAUAAUUGGAUUGAGGCUUUGAGCCCCAGAAAGAGUGACGGAAUUGAGGUGUAUGAAGAAUGGGACUGUCCACAGGUUCAGUGCACAGUUGCCUAUGCAGCCCAGCAGCCUGGAGAACUGAGUUUAGACCCUGAUGACAUUCUUAAUGUAAUUCAGAAAACAUCUGAUGGUUGGUUGGAAGGCAGAAGGUUAGUGGAUGGGGAGAGAGGCUGGUUCCCUCACAGCUAUGUCAAGGAAAUCACCAAUGAGCAUGUGCAGCGGAGACAUCUAAGGCAGCGUUACCAUGUUCUACAAACUGCAAGCAAACUGCUGAAUCUACGUAACAGCUCACGGGAGCGUUUUGUUUCUACCUGUUUUAAAUAAAACUUCACGACAGUAAUA